UUCGUUCAUUGUACGUACGUGUAUAAUAUCGUAUACCACACCAGCUGAAGCAGCCCGGCUCGAAUCACCAAGCACCGACUACUUGAUAAUAUUGUAUCAUAAUCAACCAACAUGCGCGCUGUCUCCGUUGUCCUCGCCGGCGUCUUCGCCCUCGUCGCGAGCGCCCAGUCAACGACGAGCGGCUCCGCGGCUACUCCCACCACCACAGACCCGGUCCAAGCCUCCAUGAUCGCCUGCAUUGAAGCUUGCACUCCCGGCGACGUGAGCUGCACAUCCAAGUGCAUCGCCGUCCCGAACCCCAACGAGUCCCAGGUCAACGCCACCAACAACUGCGUGGCGGCCUGCCCUCAGGGCAACGGCACGGAAAGCGACAUCCGCAACUACGAGACAUGCGUCUCAGACUGCAUUGGCCAGAACUACUUCACCACGUCGGGCGGGACUCCCAGCCCCACGGGCGGCGCCGGCUCUGGCUCCGGCUCCGGAUCUAGCGGCAGCGCCAGCGGUGAGGCUUCGGGCACCGCCGGCAGCACUGGUGCCUCUGGUACUGCUGGUGGGCAGGCCUCGCCAACUGACUCCUCUGCCCCCGCGGCGUCGUCUACUGGCGCGGCUAGCCAGAUGCUCCGGAUGACUGGGUCUGCCGCUGGGUUGUUCGGGUUUUUGGCUGCUGUUUUGGCGCUGUGAGCGCCAUCUCAUUUAAUGUGGUGGAUCGGGCUGUAUGGGAUGGAAUGGAAUGAAGUUAAAGACGGGAUGAUCAGUGGAGGGCGUAAUAGGUUUGGUUGGGAUCGGAUUUACAGCGUUUCCAGUAUGUCACUGCUGCAGUGUGUACGUCACGGGUAAUAGUGUCAGCAUCAAAACACGGGCGCGUCUGUUAUGCCUCAAUGGUUUGGACUUUGUGUGCAUGCGAUUGCGGUGUUUUUCUUGCCUAUGACGUCCGCGGUACGACGGGUUCGACUUCGCUUACCCACGGCAGGUUGAGCUGCUUCAUCUCAACCGCCAGCUGGAAAAGAUAAUCGAGACUGGCGUCCAGCAGCAUCGUGUCAGCAAACCCGAGGCCCA
Molecule: messenger RNA, 1056 nt
Organism: Canariomyces notabilis
Lineage: Eukaryota; Fungi; Ascomycota; Sordariomycetes; Sordariales; Chaetomiaceae
Exons: 2
Coding region: 112-681 (189 amino acids)
Source: RefSeq, a predicted model, not a curated record